UCCGCACAAUCCCACAGCAUUCAAAGUUCUGCCUGCCAGCUUCCUCUCAGCCAGUUUGGAGCUCUUUCCCCUCGCGAGUGCAAACCAACGUGCGGAGAUGAAAGUAUCUGUGCUUUCCAAGAAGCUGUGGUGUGUUCACAAACCGCUGGUGCUUCUAAUCACGCCGCUGCUUUUUUCACCACUACUUGUGACCCUGCCAGAGAAGGAGGGCAAAUGUCUUUACGUGGUGGUGCUCAUGGCCAUGUUUUGGUGCUCAGAGGCCCUUCCUCUGGCCAUCACUGCAAUGCUGCCCGUCUGCCUCUUUCCAACGCUCGGGAUCGUUCCGUCCAAAAAACUGUGUCCCCAGUACUUUUUGGAAACCAACUUUCUCUUCCUAAGCGGCCUGGUGAUGGCGUCGUCCAUUGAAGAGUGGGGCCUCCACCGCAGAAUAGCACUGAAAGUACUCACCAUCGUAGGAGUGAAACCAGCUUGGUUGAUAUUGGGCAUGAUGACGACCUCCUCCUUCUUGUCCAUGUGGCUCAGCAACACAGCCACGACGGCCAUGAUGCUCCCUAUUGCCAACGCCAUUCUGGAGAGUUUGUUUGGUGAUCUGGAGACCCUCAAGCAAAAAUGCAAGUCGACGGAGGAUCGAGACAGUGACGUUAUCAACGGUCAGUCCACCAAGAUGCAUUCACUGCCUUCAGUGGCUUCAGAGAAACAAAUGUUAUCACUCGAUGGGACUGAUAGUCUUUCUAAAAGUGUGGACGAGAGCGAACAAAGUGAAAUGCAAAAAGCGGAGGACAUCCGGUCUGAGUCAGAGUAUCAGAUGAAAGUGUGGAAAGGCUUCCUUAUCUGUAUUCCCUAUGCUGCCAGUAUCGGCGGAACUGCCACGCUGACAGGAACUGCUCCCAACCUCAUCUUGAUUGGACAGCUCAAAAGCUACUUUCCAGACUGUGAUGCCAUCAAUUUUGGCUCUUGGUUUGCUUUUGCCUUCCCGGUCAUGUUCGUCUUCUUGGUGUUGGGAUGGUUAUGGAUCGCGUUCCUCUACGGAGGAUUGAACACAAGAUUAUGUUUUAACAAACACGACCAAAGAGCGGAGGCAGAGGCCAGAGCCAAGGCUCUCAUUGAGGAAGAUUACAGAAAACUAGGGCCCUUAAAUUUUGCAGAGGGAGCCAUCUCUUUUUUAUUUGUCUUGUUUGCUGUUCUCUUGUUCACAAGAGACCCCAAGUUUGUCACCGGCUGGUCUGUAUGUUUUAAGAAGGGCUACGUCUCGGACGCAGUUACUGGGGUGAUCAUCGUGUCCAUAUUGUUUUUCUUUCCCUCGCAGAAACCCUCUCUGAGCUGGUGGUUUGACCCAAAAGCUUCAAAUAUUCCUUAUGUGCCUCUUCUGUCAUGGAAAAAAGCCCAGGACUCUGUUCCUUGGAAUAUAAUUUUGUUGCUUGGAGGUGGUUUCGCCAUGGCUCAAGCAUGUGAGGAAUCUGGACUUGCCUCCUGGAUCGGAGGCCACCUCCAGCCUUUGGCUAGGCUCCCGCCUGCUGUUGCCAUGAUGUUGAUCACAGCCUUUGUGGCCUGUUUCACAGAGUUUGCCAGCAACACUGCCACCAUCAUUAUAUUUCUACCUGUCAUUGCAGAGCUGGCGUUUCAUGUCUCCGUGAACCCGCUGUACUUCAUGAUCCCAGCAACAAUUGGAAGUUCAUAUGCGUUCAUGCUGCCUGUGUCUACUCCACCCAACUCCAUCGCCUUUGCCUCUGGACACCUGAUGGUCAAAGACAUGGUCAAAACUGGUUUUGUUAUGAACAUCCUGGGUCUCCUCUCAAUCAGUCUAGCCAUAAACACAUGGGGUCUCGCCAUGUUUAACUUGAAUACCUACCCUGACUGGGCUCGCCCUCUCAACCAGUCUGCCUCUUUCGCUGAAGUGCACUUGCCUGAUGUGCAUAUGACAAAUAUGACUGUCUGAUCACUCAAAAUACUAAGCAGUGACAAAAUUGUGCCAAAACAAUUCAGCUGUUACCCUUUUAAUAGUGAAUUUUCACAAUGUGUCAUAGGUCAAUAUUUUUGCUGACAACUCCAAGAUGAAAGCUGCAGUUUGACCGAGCAUUUCAGCCUUUGGCUAUACAUACCUGUAGAGGGCAGCAAUGAGGGUGGUCCCUUGCCGGCAGUUAAAAGGAUCAAUCGAGAGUUAUGACGUCCACUUGGCACUAUAGUUCAACUCAUUGGCGCCAAUUUGCCAACUACUUCAGUUUGCAUUUCUGCUGUGGUGACUCCAAUCCUACCUUCAAAUGUGUUUUCAAUACAAAAUAAUGUCACUUAUUUAUUGAAUCCAUCCAUUCCGAUCUACAUUAUGUUACUGCAGUUAUCAUAAAAGCAUGGGCGUGCAGUCAAGGUAGGCAGGUGAGGCAGAACCAUACUUGUUUUGAUGAAAAAUUUAAAAAAUAAGAAUAAUUUAGAAAAUCAAUAUUAAUAAAUUUGAUUACUGUGUUAGAAAUGUGUUCUCAAUAUGACUACAAUCACGAUGUUUUUAUUUUACAUUUUUUCCAGUAAGAAUCCCUAUUUUUUCACAUUUCCCGGUCAUGUGACUACAGGAAACUAAUAUUAGGCUGCCGCAUUUGAUUUUCUUUUCUUUUUGUUACCAAUUCUUGUGCAGUGCACUCAGGACAGGCAGUGCCAAGUUUUCAUUGUCUAAUUUUGUGCAUAAGCGGUUAUUUCCUGUCUGCUUUAGUGCACAAGUAAGUCAACCCAAAGGUGUGGCUGGUUUUGUCGCCAAAAUAUAACAUUUCUCGAAACAUUUUUACACCAUGACUUUCUAAUACUGUAUAAUCUACAGCCUGUGUAAUGUAUUUAAUCUAAGUGUGACAUCAUUAUUCUCGCUAGUCAGACUUUAAAUAGAGAAAAAUCAUAGUGAGAGGUACAAUAGUACUUUAAGGGCCUGAUAUGAUAUACAUUACUGAGAUCCUAACACCACGCGGUAAACAGCGUGUGCAAUCUAUACAUUGGGUGUAUUCACUGUGAUCUACUAACACUGCGUGUGCAAUUGAAAAGUGGUGUAGACCGCCUUAUUUAAAAGAGGAUUUUGCAUGUAUUAUACGGGGCAUCACCACAGAGACAUCAUUUACUGCACAUCCAUGUUUUCAUGCACCUAAACUUGUGCCGUUUUGCUGUUUUCAAACAUGCAUCAGACUUGAACUACUUUUUAUGGGCAUUUUUAGAACAGUCGUAAAGUGCAUCAAAA
Messenger RNA from Entelurus aequoreus (snake pipefish), 3208 nucleotides. It is a transcript of the gene slc13a3, whose product is annotated as solute carrier family 13 member 3. Gene Ontology annotation, molecular function: sodium:dicarboxylate symporter activity; succinate transmembrane transporter activity; citrate transmembrane transporter activity. The transcript is spliced from 13 exons. Bases 98 to 1936 code for a protein of 612 amino acids. Gene Ontology annotation, biological process: monoatomic anion transmembrane transport; citrate transport. Gene Ontology annotation, cellular component: membrane. The record is from RefSeq and is a predicted model, not a curated record. NCBI's taxonomy places the organism in Eukaryota, Metazoa, Chordata, Actinopteri, Syngnathiformes, Syngnathidae.